GCCGUGCUCAUCAGCUCCGCCGUGUUUAUACAAUGGGGAAGCUGAGCGCCGGCACAGGUUGUUGCGCUUGAAGGUGUCGCACGUCUGAGUUUCGACUCGGUAACGUCGGAGGUGAGCCGAAUAAGAGGGCACCGGGCGCCUGAAGCGAGAUGGAGAGUGGGGGUGAAAGUGUCCCCCGGUCCCGCUGUCGAGCCAUUCCUGAGAUGCCCACCUUCCCUGACUCGGACAGCUCUUUGGGUGGGAAAUUUAGUCCAGGACAACAUCGGCAAGGCAGUGGAGACAACCACAUUACCAGCAAUGGAAAAAUUGAAGUGGAACAAGUGAUCAGCAAAAAGCUACAACUGAAAAGGAAAGCAGAGUUUCUGAAGAGUGACCUGAUACGUCAGUUUGACAGUCAGGUCAAUGACUUCAUGGACAGUCUUAUUGAGGAGUCGGCCAGCCUCGAGCCUGCGCCAGUUCCUGCUGUCUUCUCACCCCCACUGUCAGACAAGGAGAGGAGCAAACUCAGGCAUUUUCGGCCUCCUCGUGGCCAGGGAAAGCAGUUUGUCAGUCGCAGGUCCCUCUUAGAUGAGCUGUUUGAGGUGAACCACAUCAGGACAAUCUACCACAUGUUUAUUGCCCUCCUCAUUCUCUUUAUCCUCAGUACACUUGUGGUAGAUUUCAUUGAUGAGGGCAGGCUGGUGUUGGACUUUGACCUGCUGGUCUAUGCAUUUGGACAGUUCCCUCUGGUGGUGUGCACGUGGAUCUGCAUGUUCCUGUCUGCGUUGCUGGUUCCCUACACCCUGUUCCAACUAUGGUCACAGACCCAGUCUGGGUCUUACAGUCAUCCUAGGUUGUACAGUUUGCUGUUUGGUUCUGUAUUCCUGCUCUACGAAGCUCUGGGUCUGGGAUUUCUUCCCACAUAUGUGGUGGUGACCAACAGUUUGCCACCUGCAUCCUGCUUCAUCAUCAUCGUAGAACAGGUGCGUCUAAUGAUGAAAGCACACUCAUUUGUCAGGGAGAAUGUACCAAGAGUUCUGGCCUGGGCUAAAGAAAAGACCAGUCCCAGCCCAGCGGUCCCUCAGGUUUCUCAGUAUCUCUACUUCCUGUUUGCACCCACACUAAUCUACAGAGACAAGUACCCCAGGAACCCAACGAUCAGAUGGGGCUACGUGGCCACAAAGUUACUUCAGGUGCUAGGCUGUCUGUUUUAUGCCUAUUACGUUUUUGUGCGGCUGUGCAUCCCUCAGUUUCGCAGCAUCGGUCUACACCUGUUUGACCUGAAGGCCAUGGUCCUCUGUGUCUUUAACUCCAUCCUGCCAGGAGUGUUGGUUCUCUUCCUGGGAUUCUUUGCCUUCCUCCACUGUUGGCUCAAUGCAUUUGCUGAGAUGCUUCGUUUUGCUGAUAGGAUGUUUUACAAGGAUUGGUGGAAUUCAACCUCUUUUGCCAAUUACUAUCGCACUUGGAAUGUAGUGGUCCAUGACUGGCUGUACUACUAUGUGUACCGGGACUUCCUGUGGAUGUCUCAGAAGCGUUUCAGACCAGCAGCCAUGCUGUUUGUGUUUACGGUGUCUGCAGUGGUCCAUGAGUACAUUCUUGCAAUCUGCUUUGGCUUUUUCUAUCCUGUGCUCUUCUGCCUUUUUAUGUGCUUUGGAAUGAUGCUCAACUUCAUUCUGCAUGACCAAAGGAAAAGUCCCAUCUGGAACAUAAUCAUGUGGACAUCCCUCUUCUUGGGUCAGGGAGUCAUUAUCUGUUUGUACUCCCAUGAGUGGUAUGCCCAGCGCUACUGCCCCCUGAAGGAGCCUUCCUUCCUAGAGUUACUGAAGCCUCGCUCCUGGAGCUGUCAGAGAGGCUUCGUGGUGGACUCUGAAAGGCUGUGACCUGUGUUUGGACUACUGCCAAGGAAUAUCACUGAUCAGUAUAAAUUUGACAUGCCUUUCUGUUACUUUCAUAACUGUUGUCUUGAAUAAUUUUUUGUAUUUUAUUGCACUAAGGCCAUGUCUGAGUCUGUGUAAGAGGUCCAAUAAGUAUCUGCCAAAAUGUUCUUUACUCUAACCGCUAAGUCACAAUAAUGCCUUACUUAUCUUUUUCACGUUUUCAAAGGCAACCCCACAACUAAAUUACAAGUUCACAUAAAACCACGUGUGAACUCUUUUAUUUUUAUGUUUUAUUUAUUUUUCAGAUAUAUUCCCAUUACUUUUGCCUUGAUCAACUGUGAAACCACUCCCUGUGCCAAUAGAAUAGUGGCAAUAAUGAUAUGGCAGCUGAAUAAAAACAUUAGACAGUACAAACUAUUUUCACAUUAUGCAGUAAUGGUUAAUAAUUAACAAAGUUUGCAACUGCUUCUCUAUUAUAAAGGAGAUUCAGUGUGCUGCUUGGAAAAACAUUUGAUGUUAUUUAUAUUCACUGCCCACAAGAUUUAUUUUGAAAAACAGCAACUGUUUGGUGUUUUGUAUAAAUCUACGAGAAACUCUGGUCUCUGUAUUAUAACCUGCAGUCAACUUGUCUGAAGGGGAAAAUGAAGGUGGCAUUCGAAAUGCUGAUGUAGUUUGGAAAGUUAUUUUAUAGUAAAUGUGAAACUGUGAUGAUUCAGGAAUAGGGCUUGUACACCUGAAUUCUUACAUUUUCAAAAUCCCAAACUUAAUACAAACUUUUUUACUUUGCCCGCUGUCAAGCUAGACGUUACGAAGUUAGACGCUCAUCAAAAUCAUGAAACUGAACUCCAUAAAACAAAAUGUUAAACAGAACACAUGAUAAUUAUUCUAUGUGGAGUUAAUAUACUGUGACUGAUGAAUGUAUUCUUACUUAUUUAAUUGAACUGGUUUGAACAUGCAUCAAGCUUGAUAGAGAACGUUUCUUGUGAACCUAAAUGAAGUUAUAUUUUUUUCAUGACCAAUGUCAUGUGAAUUAUGUGCAGUGAUUUCAACUGCAAGGUGAAAUAACUACAGAAUGACAACUUACCGAAAACUGUUGCAGCUGGCUGCUAGAAUAUUAUAACAUUAAGAUAGCAAUGAUACUUGAUUACCACUAAGGGCUAAGCUUGCUUUGUCUGAUACUCAGUGCGUUAAAUAAGAUUGUUUUGUUGUUGAAAUCGUGAAUGUAUUCACUUUAAAGAACAGUAACUUUCAUGUCAAACUAAUGGAAUAAGGAAUUUAGAUGCUCAGUGUGCUUGUAGUCCUUGUGUUCUUGAAAUAAUCUGUCUAUACAUUUGUAAUAUGUGGAGGAAAUCACCAAUCAAUCAUUGCACAGUUAAUGUUUGCAAUUCUGACAUAUUGCAAUGCAGGGUAUUUAUGCUUGUGAAUAAUGAGAUGCACAAUACAAAGAAAAAAACAGUCAUGGGAAACUCAGCACUCCUAAAAACUGUAUGACCACAAGGUGGCACUGUAUUAAAAGAUUUUAUUUUUGA
This is a messenger RNA of Xiphias gladius (swordfish), 3385 nucleotides long. RefSeq names its product sterol O-acyltransferase 1 (gene soat1). Gene Ontology annotation, biological process: cholesterol efflux; cholesterol metabolic process. Gene Ontology annotation, molecular function: fatty-acyl-CoA binding; cholesterol binding; cholesterol O-acyltransferase activity. Gene Ontology annotation, cellular component: endoplasmic reticulum membrane. The transcript is spliced from 16 exons. The record is from RefSeq and is a predicted model, not a curated record. Lineage: Eukaryota; Metazoa; Chordata; Actinopteri; Istiophoriformes; Xiphiidae. Bases 150 to 1859 code for a protein of 569 amino acids.